Ictalurus furcatus (blue catfish) is the source of this 5268-nucleotide messenger RNA. RefSeq lists its product as uncharacterized. The record is from RefSeq and is a predicted model, not a curated record. NCBI's taxonomy places the organism in Eukaryota, Metazoa, Chordata, Actinopteri, Siluriformes, Ictaluridae. Bases 3585 to 4448 code for a protein of 287 amino acids. The transcript has 7 exons.
GCCACAAUCUGACUUCCUGCCCCAUUCUGAUCCCCUUCACGUGCACGUACAUGUUCAGGAUUUCUGUGUCUGCUGAGAUUAUAACGUUUGGAACGGGUUACUGUGGGACACAAAUGUCUCCCUGAUGUUAAAUAUAUCUAGUAUAAUGUUCUAGCUGAGUGAAGCACACGCUGAUCCACUUUAUUUCACAUUAACGAUCUCAAAAUGUUCUCCAUUUCCACUGUACACCUGCAGCCUGAACUUGUGAGGUUGAGAAAUAACGUUGAAAUAUUACCUGAUGAAUAAUGAAGAUGGGAUUUUAACAGCUGAAUAUUUUGGAACUGUAUUUUAGGAAGGGGAAUGUGUGUGUGUUGAAUUACGAAUGCUGGAAUUUUAUUUUCAAUCAAAAUAGACAAACCCAACGAGCUGCAGAGGAAACUAAUUCAAGUAUUGUUAUUACGAUAUGUUUUUAUUCAGUUUAUGUAAUUCAACAUGCCGUUUUGCCGUGAGGACAUUUGGCACUGUUAUACUUCCAUAAUUUGUAGGAUUUAUAUGAAAUGAUCUUCGUAACCAGCAGAUGAACUGAUUCGGUUCAGAUUAGAGAGAUCAGAAAACAGCUGCACAGAUCAUUCCACAGUCACAUGUCCAUGUGCUCCUCUGAGGUUCCUCUGUGGUUCCUGGGGAGAGAACACUGCUCUUUUGGUGGAGUUUUGAGAGAGGACCUGUACUAGCGUACUCUGAUGGGUUUUGUGGAGCUCCUACACUAAAUGUUGUGAUGCAGAUGUGCUUCUAGAAUAUCAUGUGUAAUAAAUAUCAGGGGAUAUGGUGUCAGUGGAACAUCAUGUACAGCUGAUUAAACUGGCCCAUACCACUGCAGACUAGUAGAUCGAGUAGAUAUAGGAGUGAUGGAGAAGAUGGCCUGAGCCAGUGUUAGUGGGAUAGACUCCGGAUCCACCACAACCCUGACCAGGAAGUUCUCUCUAGUCACUAUUAAGAAUACUUUUAAAAUGAACUGGAUCAAGCACUGUCUUUAUGAGAAUAAUCUCCCACGGUUCUUUGUCCACAAUCUAGUCUUUUAAAAUGUGGAGGUCUUCAUGUUUUACUCAGCUGUGAUUUGAAGUGCACUAAACUCCCAGUUCUUUUCAGAAACUGUGAUCAGAUAUAAAUACAUAUGUAAUUCCUAAUAAAGUCAAAGAAACCCAUUUUAAAAUAAUAAAUAGAUAUUAUCUAUGUAAUGACUUUAUUAGUCAAUUUAAAGAUGGUUAAGUAUAUGUUAACUGUACCAAAUGGUAGCGUAUUUUCCACUGAAUAAAGAUUAUUUACGAUUCUCUAAUGUCAGUACAGAACAAUCUUAAAGCUGUUCAGACUUCUCUUCUGUUCAAAAGAUUCUGAUGUAUUAGAUGUAGGAUCGAUUUUUGAUAUGAGAUGCAGGAAUUUGACUGUUUUAUAGAUUCAGGUGUUUUUCUAUUACUUUGUAUUCCACUACUGUUAUUUCAUUCAUUCAUAAAUAAAUAAAUAAAUAAAUAAAUAAAUAAAUACGCUCACUUCAAUCUCUCUGCCCCGAACGCGCAUGCGCUUUCAUGUCAAUCUUACUCUGACCCGAACGCGCAUACACCAUCACACGCGACAUCAGCUCAAUCCCAUUCUGCCCCGAACUCUGCGGAGUUAGUCCAGUUUUUUAUUUUUUACUGUGCGAUUAUAAACUUCACCUGUUUUACUCCUCACAUCAAGCGGAUUUAUUACCGACUUCACUCUUAUUUCAGUCAGUUAGUGAGGAGCUCCGUUACCCAGCAGACUCCAGUUCUACUUACGGUGUUCUGUUGUUGUUAUUUCCGCUCUAGAGAUGACCCGUGUGAUUGCCCCAGGUGAACCCAUAGACGUGUUCUUACCCCUCACUGACCUGGUGGAGGUGAGUUUUACUGCCAGUGAUGCUGUACAACCAUCAAACCUGCAGAUCUGCACCGUGGACAAGGAGAAGAUCCAGUGCAGUCCAGAUUAUAAAGAGAGAGCGUCUCUCCUCAACACUCUUCAGAUUAAAGAUGGAGACGUCUCUGACAGUGGGAACUACAUAGUACUUCCAGUACUACUUACAGGAUAUCUGGAACAAUGAGAUGGUCCGUGUGAGAGAGGAGACGCUGCGUUUGGACAGUACGUAGGAGAGAUCUAUGCCAGCAUGGGGGACUGCACUGAUGGUGGUGCUGAUGAUCCUGCUCAUCGUAGCAGGGUUAUUGAUGGGUUAUCUGUGGAAAGAAAUGCAGUAGCUCCAUGGAGAAUCUGCAAACACCAGCAGCGCCGAAUGACUGAAAACACCAACGAACACCAGCAGCUCACAAUGAAUGGAGUUGUCAGCCAUUCUCCAGGAGAUGUGCAGAUCUCCGUACAACCUGCUUUUCACUAAGUGUCUGAAUAUGUCCCCUGUCCUCCUCCCUGGGAUUUCUGCUCCAGGGUUAGUGUGAUAUCUCCAGAGAGAGUGGUUGAAUGUUUGUAGGAUUUAUAUGAAAUGAUCUUCGUAACCAGCAGAUGAACUGAUUCGGUUCAGAUUAGAGAGAUCAGAAAACAGCUGCACAGAUCAUUCCACAGUCACAUGUCCAUGUGCUCCUCUGAGGUUCCUCUGUGGUUCCUGGGGAGAGAACACUGCUCUUUUGGUGGAGUUUUGAGAGAGGACCUGUACUAGCGUACUCUGAUGGGUUUUGUGGAGCUCCUACACUAAAUGUUGUGAUGCAGAUGUGCUUCUAGAAUAUCAUGUGUAAUAAAUAUCAGGGGAUAUGGUGUCAGUGGAACAUCAUGUACAGCUGAUUAAACUGGUCCAUACCACUGCAGACUAGUAGAUCGAGUAGAUAUAGGAGUGAUGGAGAAGAUGGCCUGAGCCAGUGUUCGUGGGAUAGACUCCGGAUCCACCACAACCUUGACUAGGAAGUUCUCUCUAGUCCUGAUUAAUAUGGAUUCAUAUGAUUCAGUCUUUUUCUUCUGUAACUCCACCAUAAAACUCUCCUGUUUGCUUUGUGUCCUGAUCUAUAAACACCAUUUUAAUCUGAUUCACUAAAAUCACCUAGAAAUAAAUCUAGAUUCCAAAUAACAACACUAUUAGAUUCUCAGCUAUUUAAUAAAACACAUAUAUAUAUGUCCACAUUUAUAUCCAGAGUUAUUAAAUCAGUAGAAUAUUCCACUUAAACACACUUUGCUGUGCUGAUUAAAGAUGUCAGGAUUAGUUUUAAGAGUGACGAGCAGUAACAUCAUGACACAAGGAACGCCCAUCGUACAGUGUAAAGGGAGUGACGCGGACAUGGACAUGAAGUCUCGCGAUAACAGGCUGCUGCUGUUGUUGUCCCUCUUCCUCGAUAACGACGUUUAAAUCUAGUUUUUAUUUCAUUUUUAGUGAUUUUAACUCUGCGAUUGGAAAGUUGAUGUAUUUUGUUCCUUAUAACAAAAGUAUUUUAUUAUCGACAUCACAGAUAUUGUAGAGUUUUAGAGAUUAGAGCCGGUGUUUGUGUUCUCUAAGUUUCGAGCUAGCGGAGCUGCUGUGUGUGAUCACUGCUGGAGAUCUGUUAUUAUUAUUAUUUCCGCUAACAGAUGUAGCAUGAAGGGUUGGAUCGACACCGGCCAUCAUGCAUCUCUGUGCAGGAGUGAUAUUACUGCUAGUCCCCUGUGUGGUGCUGUCCGUAGACAGACAGAAGGUGUUUGGGAAUCUGCAUGAGUCGGUGUCUCUCCCCUGUACUGUGCAGUGCUCUGGUGAACUGACCUGGACCAGGUUUCAGAAGCAGGACGAUGUUCUGGUCAGGUGUAGCAGCGUCUCGUGCUGGUCUAAAGACGGGUUUAUUCUCUCUUAUGAACAGUACCUGAAGGGGAAUUGCUCCCUGACCAUGCUGAAAGCUGAUUACAGCCUUCGAGGACUCUACAUGGCCAAGUGUGUCUCUGAGACCGUCUGUGAAGUCGUCUUUACAUUGUCCCCUCUAGAGAUGACCCGUGUGAUUGCCCCAGGUGAACCCAUAGACGUACUCUUACCCCUCACUGACCUGGUGGAUGUGAGUUUUACUCCGAGUGAUGCUGUACAACCAUCAAACCUGCAGACCUGCACCGUGGACAAGGAGAAGAUCCAGUGCAGUCCAGAUUAUAAAGAGAGAGCGUCUCUCCUCAACACUCUUCAGAUUAAAGAUGGAGACGUCUCUGACAGUGGGAACUACACAGUACAGGAUAUAGUGAAUGAUGAGAUUUUAGCCAUCGUAACGGUCCAUGUGAGAGAGCCGAGUCCAGACAUCAAGCAGCAGGAAGGUGUACCAGUGUGGGGGAUUGUACUGAUACUGAUACUGAUGCUGCUUGUAUCUGCGUUUGUGUUCCUGUUAGUGAUGUAUGUGCGUCUGAGGAGAGAAAAUGAGCAGCUCCGUGAGAAUGCUGAGAACAACGGACUCCCUCUCCUCCAGCAGAAACACUGUGCACUGAGAGCAGUAGAGAAGACGGAGUGUAGUGCUUAGGGUUUUGGGGGUUUUUAAUGCUUGUACUCUAUAUUCUAAUUCCCCCAGUGUAGAUUUAAACAGCAGUAUCGUUAAUACAGUAGGACUGUAAAUAAUGUUUGUGUUAAUGUUAUUUUCACUAAAACAUCUCACUAAAAUUUAUUGUGUAAAUACUAAAAUUAGCUGAAGAGAGCUAGCGUGAUGUUGACCGCUGUGUGUAAUUACUAAAAUUAGCUGAAGAGAGCUAGCGUUACGCUAAUGCUGUGUGUAAAUACUAAAAUUAGCUGAAGAGAGCUAGCGUUACGCUAAUGCUGUGUGUAAAUACUAAAAUUAGCUGAAGAGAGCUAGCGUGAUGUUGACCGCUGUGUGUAAAUACUAAAAUUAGCUGAAGAGAGCUAGCGUUACGCUAACCGCUGUGUGUAAAUACUAAAAUUAGCUGAAGAGAGCUAGCGUUAUGCUAACCGCUGUGUGAAUACUAAAAUUAGACUAAGAGAGCUAGCGUUAUGCUAACCGCUGUGUGUAAAUACUAAAAUUAGCUGAAGAGAGCUAGCGUUACGCUAACCGCUGUGUGUAAAUACUAAAAUUAGCUGAAGAGAGCUAGCGUUACGCUAACCGCUGUGUGUAAAUACUAAAAUUAGCCAUGUUUACUAGUAAGCGAGCUAACAUAACUAAUAUUAUGACUUUGAGUUUGUUUGUAAAUUCAGUUAUUUAUUCCUAUUUUUCUUCACUCUUUGUUCUGAGAACAGUUUCCAUUAGCAUGACGUCACUGCUCGAGGGAACAUUAGAUGAAAUAUGUGGCAUUAGAACUAGUUACUUGUCCACUUUCUGAUUGUUCUCGAGU